Messenger RNA from Hyaloscypha bicolor E, 2208 nucleotides. RefSeq names its product PLP-dependent transferase. Gene Ontology annotation, biological process: transsulfuration. The transcript has 3 exons. NCBI's taxonomy places the organism in Eukaryota, Fungi, Ascomycota, Leotiomycetes, Helotiales, Hyaloscyphaceae. The record is from RefSeq and is a predicted model, not a curated record. Gene Ontology annotation, molecular function: pyridoxal phosphate binding; cystathionine gamma-synthase activity. Bases 73 to 1905 code for a protein of 610 amino acids.
AUCUCAGCACAAAUAUCUUGAAAAUCCCCAGACUUUGAGGGCCAAUUGCAUUUUCCUCGUCUACACAUAAGAAUGGCAAUAAUCGAGCUUGGGGAAUCCAUACCCGCUCUCACUCCUCAUGCUUCAAGUGUAUCCCUCCCAACAUGGGGUGACAACAUUGGCUAUGAGAAGGGGCAAGCAAGAGUGAUCAGUAAGAUGACGACUGGAUAUCCACGCUUCUUCAUUCACAAGGCCAUUGUUGCUUUCGCCGAAGACGUGGUUCAGAAAAUUGGAAAGCCAGGCUGCCAGGCUAUGCUAUUCCCAUCUACCAGGACUGCCCGAAGCUGUGUAAACUUCAUGCAUUCAAGAGAUCCGUCCAUCACUGCUGGGCAGAUUCAAAUGAUUGACCUGGUCCUCGACAAGCAGCGUGCAGACUCAGAGAUGCUAAAGAAAGUAUCUCCUUCUAUCUCUGCCGUCAUUUUCCCCACGCCUCUUUUCCCUCUUGCCAAGCAGUACUGGCAACAUUCGGGCGACGGUGUUUCGAGCAGACGUGCGGAAUUUUGCCACGGCCUUUUUCUGGACAGUCUAUUGGUAGAGAAAACCGCCCUUCAACCAAUAUUGAAUGGGUUACAGAAGGCUUGCAAAGGCCCAAGACGCUAUCAGAGAGGUUCAAUGGACAAAACGCCCUCCAAAAUGAACAAAGAUGGGCAAGAAUCACCUGAUAUUAGCCAUCAACCAGCGACCGUGCCGCUACAGGAAGCUCGCGAAAGCACACAGUUUCUGGAAGAACGCUUUGGCCGUAACCUUGACGUUUCGUUCGUUGAUAAUGCAAAAUCAGCAAUUCGUCGGCGCAUCGCUGGAUCCUUGAUGGGAGAGGUUGAUCUUUCAACAGCACCAAGUUCGAAGAUGUCGUCAAAUAUGCGUGGGGUAGUCGAACUCUCUGAAGAUGAUGUAUACCUCUAUCCGUGCGGAAUGAAUUCUAUAUUCCAUACACACAGGAUGAUGCUGGAGGCUAGAGGUUCAUUGAAGAGUAUUUCUUUCGGGUUUCCGUACGUUGAUACCUUGAAGAUACUGGAAAAAUUCGGGCCUGGUUGCAUUUUCUAUGGGAACGGUUCGUCAGAAGAUUUGGACGACCUUGAGAACCGUUUAAAGGAGGGCGAGAGGUUCCUCACCUUGAUCUGCGAGUUUCCCGGUAAUCCUAUGCUUAAGUGCCCGGAUCUUCAACGGAUUCGAAAGAUGGCCGACAAAUACGACUUCAGUGUCAUAGUUGACGAAACUAUCGGCAAUUUUAUCAACGUUCACGUCCUCCCAUACGCAGACGUGGUGGUUAGCAGUCUCACUAAAAUUUUCUCAGGCGAGUGCAACGUUAUGGGGGGAAGUGCUAUAUUCAAUCCUCAAGGACGAUACUAUCAAGCGCUCAAAAAAGUUGCCGAUGUUGAAUUUGAAGAUAACUAUUGGGCCGAGGAUGUUAUAUUCAUGGAACGCAACAGCCGCCACUUUGUGUCGAGAAUCAAGAGAAUCAAUGAGAAUGCCGAGCUUAUCUGCGACAUUCUCCGGGGCCAUCCUUUAGUCAAGGAAGUAUUUUUUCCCAAGCAUAAUUCUUCGAAGGCCUGCUAUGAUGCUUGCCGAACACCCAAUGGUGGAUAUGGAGGCUUGUUAUCCUUUACCUUCUACACCACUGCUCAAGCCAUAGCCUUCUUUGAUCGAAUAGAGACUGCGAAGGGGCCGAGUCUGGGCACGAAUUUCACACUGGCCUCGCCAUACGUUAUUCUUGCGCAUUUUCUUGAGUUGGACUGGGCGGCACAGUUUGGUGUCCCAGCUGAUCUCAUUCGUAUCAGCGUUGGUCUGGAGGAUGCGGAAGAGCUGAAAUCUACAUUUUCGGACGCGUUGAAAGCUGCGGAAGCUGUUUCUCUUGAGGACUCAUGAAAGGUUGUGGGUGUGAGACGAGGUGUUGCGCAUGCAAAGAAAAAUUGGUAGAGGACUGCUUAGUGGCUCAGGGCUAAGCUGUGUGGUGGUAUAAAGAGAAAAGCGAAGGAUGAAAGAUGAUCACGGUGAAGUGUUGAACACGAUCAGCUGGUUUGGUUUCCCAUAAGACUGAGUUACGCCGCAAGAGCAUGCUCACAUCUACUAAACGGAAGUGAUAAAUUGGUCGACGAGUGAAUUUGUGGGCAUGAAUAUGACAAAUGAAAAAGAUUGAAGACGGGUUAUGACCUGAUUUUACCUUUCGAC